CACGCGAGCAUAUCAAUCUUAGGAAUGGCACUGGGCAGGUCCGGCGCGGGUUUCUUGGUACCUAGACCCGCCUCGGAUCCAAGUCGGGUAAUUUAUCACGGGUUAUGGGUCGGGGCAUGUCGACCCAAUGAAUAUGCAAUUUAUAUGAAAAACAUUAGAAAUAUGCGUUCUUUGUAUUACAAGACCAAGGAAACAAACAAUAUUAUGAUAAAUGUAGUUAACGGAUUGAGAAUAGGGUGUUGACGGAUUGAGAAUAGGGUGGGUCAGAGCAGGUCGGAUCGAUGAGAGUACCCAUGCCCGUCCCAAAACAGACCAAACAUGUCAGAUAAAACGGGUCAGGUCGAAAUUGUCAUCCCUAAUAAUCUUUCUUCUUGGCUUCUUGCUAUCUGUAUGACUGUGUCUAUGUUUCUUGUUCUCCUCUCUUCCACAGUUCCACUAAUGCACUAACAGGCCAAAUGAAACCAAGUGAAUCUCUCCUAGACUCCUGCACUUCUAGUAAACCAAGUGGGCCGGACGCCCCAUAUCCGGUCCAUAAAGAAACCGGCUAAUGCGAGUGAGUGGGCUUCUAUAACCCACACAAGAAGUUACUACUCCUAACUCCUAAGAAGCCUCACUUAACCAAACUUCUGAACACAAUCUGGCCACCAUUCACUGCACUUUUACCAUCUCCAACAUAAGAACACAGCCCAAAGGGGGGAAUGCAAAAAUCCGUUAUGUAAGCUGGAACACUUAUCUAUUAUAUAUCGGGGAGUAAAAAGAAGCUAACCUUUCUUCAGUUGCGACAAUGUCAGCAGCUCUGCAAACCUCUGCUGCAUCUUCGACUCUCUUCGGCACCAUAAACUGCACCACCACAGCUUCUCUAAUACCUCCCAAAUCCAUCUCUACCCGAUUCAGAAUCCGAGCUACCCGAGAAAAAGCUGAACUCAAAACCCCACCUCCUCCACCUUCCUCCCCAGAAGAAAUUACACAGAAGUACGGCCUCGAAGCGGGACUGUGGAAUAUAUUCAGCUCCAAGGAUGAGAAAAAAACUGUAGAUGGUGGCGCGCAGGAGAAAUCAAAGGGAGACCAAGCUAAAGAACUGCUUACCAAAUAUGGCGGAGCUUACUUGGCCACAUCGAUAACCCUCUCCAUCAUCUCCUUCUCCCUCUGCUACGCUCUCGUCAACGCCGGCGUCGACGUUCAAGCUCUGCUGCAGAAGGUGGGGAUUUCCACGGAUGCCACGGGAGAGAAAGUUGGGGCCUUUGCCUUGGCUUAUGCUGCACACAAAGCUGCAUCUCCGAUCAGGUUCCCUCCGACAGUGGCGCUUACUCCGAUCGUCGCCGGCUGGAUUGGGAAGAAGGCUGACCAAAAAGAAGCAGAAAAGUAGAACAAAACAUCUGAUGUAACAGUACAUAAUGCUCUGUAUUGAGAUACAAAUUUACAUGAUCCGGAAUCCAGCUGCUCUACAGAUGACGGUAUCUUACAUCUAGUAGCUCUUGCAUCUAUAAAUCUUGACACGAUUAUGAGAUUUAACUAAGCAGACAAUACGACGGGGGAAUAGGAAUACAAGGUGCAGGCUACGGAUCAAGGAAUGUACACAGAGUGGAAAGGAGCCAUCUCCUUAUUAGCUAACUAGACAUGAAUCAAUUCACAGACAUUUU
Molecule: messenger RNA, 1640 nt
Organism: Linum trigynum
Lineage: Eukaryota; Viridiplantae; Streptophyta; Magnoliopsida; Malpighiales; Linaceae
Source: the annotation of a GenBank genome assembly